Chelmon rostratus (copperband butterflyfish) is the source of this 1346-nucleotide messenger RNA. It is a transcript of the gene c23h11orf68, whose product is annotated as chromosome 23 C11orf68 homolog. Bases 172 to 915 code for a protein of 247 amino acids. Lineage: Eukaryota; Metazoa; Chordata; Actinopteri; Chaetodontiformes; Chaetodontidae. The transcript is spliced from 2 exons. The record is from RefSeq and is a predicted model, not a curated record.
ACUAAAGUCAAGCUGUCAGCCAUUUGAACUGAGUUUGUCACACCGCUCUCUGACACAGAGGAGCGGGCUACCCGAGCUCCGCUUGUGCGGAAGAACAACACUGGACAACAAACUUCAGCGUCCGCAGGACAAGAUCCGGGACUUGUUUACUAGCCUCACAGUGAUAGCAUCAUGGAGGAGGAAGUGGCCCCUCUCGAUGGCGAGAUGGAGACCCCCUAUGCUUCAGACACUUAUGCUGCUGAGGCCAUGGCAGCAGACAUGGACCCCUGGAUUGUGUUUGACUCGCGAAGAACUCCCCGAUCGGAGUUCGACGGCUGGCUGGAGAGCAACAGGCCCUCGCAAGUGUACAGGUUUGGCGAUGAGGAAGGUGGUGCAAGCCGUGUGGGGUGGAUCGCUGUGCUGGGUAUAAACCACUGCCCCAGCAUUGGGGAUGUCACUGGUCUGCAGGAGAGCUGGGAGAAACUUUUGGCCAGUGGCCGGCCUGCCAGCUUCCAGACAGUGAAGGAGCUAGCCCUGAACCACGGAGUGCUAACAGGCAAGUGGCUGAUGCACUUGGACUCUGGUUUCAAGUUGGACCAUGCAUGGGAGUGUGUGGCCAGAGCAGCCCUGGAUGGCAAGAUCUCCCUCGUUAAAGUCAGUCCCCAUAAUCCCAAGGGAGAGGGCCAGCAGGUCAUUUGUGCCUAUAACCAGAACUUCACUGAUGAGAGCGAGGUUAUAAGGCUGGACUCUGUCAUCCGUGCCACAGGGGUCAAAUGCCCUCUGUCCUACAAGCCGGAUGUUUACACAUACCUGGGGAUCUACCGAAACAACCGCUGGAAGCUUUGUCCCACCAUAUAUGAGAGCAAAUUUGACCUGGAGUGUGUGCCCAGGCGUUCCCACAUUGUCAACAAAGUCACCAAUCUUGAAGUAACAUAAGCCCGUCAGAACAAGAGGAUAGUUUUGCAUGAUGGGUAAAUAAAUGACGACACAUUUCGUGAUCCCAUGAGUUGAGUUGUGCAGAACACGUCACUGACGAGUCAGUGGUUCAGUUAUGUUCUCAAGUUCUUCCUUUUGGCAAAAAAAGCACUAAAUGUGACCUGCAUUAUUGUCACAUUUUUUUUGUAUUAAACAUACUGUAUUCAGAAGUAAUGAGUAUUUAUAUUCUGUUGUUUUCUCGAGGUUUGUUUGUAAUACUAACACAAACCUGACUGACAGGGUGGCGAAAGAUGUGUGUUCAGAAGAAUAUGUGCAUCCAGUGAAGCCUUUUUUUUUUUUUUUUUUUUAAAUCCAAUGUAUAUUUGUCUCAUUUGUUUGGCUUUAUUUGAUUUUUUUUUGUUUAUACUGAACCACAAUAACUGAGUUGCCAA